GGCCCCCGUGGAGGGCGAAGCUGCGUAUCGACCCAAGUCUAGAGCCGCCACAUUAUAGGGCAAGCCGCUCUCGGCUCUCGCUCUAUCGCUCUUCCGCCCGCUUGCUUGCGCCGCCGGCCUCGUCGACAAUGGGUGGGCGCACGGUGGAAUCUGACGAGGAAGAUUGCUCUGUGGAGGCCUACGAGGAGGAUCAGCGCCCGCGUAGGAGAGACGGGGACGAGGAUAUGGAAGACCGGGACAACAGCGACGAUGAGGAAGAGGAGGGCCAGGAUGAGUACGAGAGGGAUGACUUCAUUGUGGAUGAUACUGACGAGGAGGAAGAGGAAGAGAGGGUCAGUGAUGAUGAGAGACGGAAGAAGAAAAGGAAAAAGAAGAGCGAACCAGCCAAGCUUGAGGAGGAUGAGAUCAGGAUGCUCGAGGAGAAUAAUGGCUGCAUCAAGCAUCGAAACAAACUUAAGCGCUUGAGGAAGGCAGGGAGCGAAUCUGAAAUGGAUGGCCCUUCAGGCUUCUCAGGUGUUGACAGGGCAGGAAAAAAGGCAACUGCCGAGGAGAAACUUGAAUAUUCCUUGUUUGGUGAUCAAGGUACAUAUCAGCCCCUUGAGGAUGUUCUGGAGGAGGAUCAGCAAUCAGAGGACGAUGAGGUUGGUGAAGAUUACAUCGACGAUGAAAUGGCAGGUUUCAUUGUAGACGAUGAUGAAGAAAUUGGUGGGAACGGCCAAGUUGUAAGAAGCAAGAAGCUCAAAAGAAAGCCACUACGACAAGCUGUAGGAAUAUCAUCAUCUGCAUUGCAAGAUGCGCAUGAUAUAUUUGGUGAUGUUGAUGAGCUUUUAGCACAAAGAAAGCAAGAUCUUCAGAGUGAUCCUGCUAAUUCUGGCAAGUUGAGCGGCAACAUGCUCGAAGAUGAGUUCGAGCCAGCUAUUCUUGCAGAUAAAUACAUGACACCAAAAGAUGAUCAGAUUAGAGCAACUGAUGUACCUGAGAGGAUUCAGCUGUCUGAAGAAUUAACUGACGAUCCUCGAAGGGACAACACAAGGAUAGAGGAAGAAAGUGUAUGGAUACACAGCCAACUCAUUGGUGAUGGAUGUCUGUCCUUUUUUGGCAACGAGCGAGUGAACAGAGAGAUUAACCAAGAGGACAUUGCGAAUGUCUUGACCAUGUUACAUGUGAACAAAUUCGAAAUUCCGUUCAUUGCUACAUAUAGGAAGGAGAGUUGCCCGAGUCUGCUAAAGGACCAUGAUGCCAAUGAACAUGAGAAUGAAGACGGGACAAAGAUAAUAAGGUGGCAUAAGCUGCUUUGGGCUGUUCAGACCUUAGACAGAAACUGGCUUCUCCUUCAGAAGCGAAAGAAUGCUUUGAAGGCGUACUAUGAAAAAAGAUUCGAUGAUGAGAAACAAAGAAUAGAUGAUGGAUUAUCAAAUCGGCAACUUUGCUACUCUAUCAUCGAAUUAUUAAAGGAUGCAAAAUCUGAGAAAGAGGUGGAGGAUGUUGAUGCGAAAUUCAAUUUACAUUUCCCUCCUGGUGAAGUUAGAGACUUUAAGCGACCAAAAAGGAAAACCUUGUACAGUAUUUGCCGCAAGGCAGGGUUAUGGGAGGUUGCUAACCAAUUUGGCCGGAGUGCUGAGCAAUUAGGCCAUCAUCUAACGUUAACGAGGAUACCAGAAGCUGGCGAGCUUGACGGCAUGAAAGGUUCACCUGAAGAGGUUGCUGCAAAUUUCACAAGUGCUAUUUUUGAAACCCCGCAAGAUGUUCUCCGGGGCGCCAGACACAUGGCAGCAGUUGAGAUCAGUUGUGAGCCUGUUGUAAGAAAGCAUAUCAGGAGCAUCUUCAUGAAUAAAGCUGUUGUCUCAACAAGCCCCACACCUGAGGGAAAUUUGAUCAAAGAUUCAUUUCACCAACUAUCAAGCGUUAAGUGGCUGCGAAAUAAACCACUAAACAAGUUUGUAGAUGCACAGUGGCUUCUUAUUCAGAAAGCAGAGGAAGAAAAGCUCCUCAAGGUUACUGUUAGAUUACCAGAGGAUGUGGAGGAAGAGCUUAUGUCUGAGGCACGUGAGAACUAUCUAAGUGACUGUGUCAGCAAGUCUGCACAAAUGUGGGAUGAACAACGGAAGAUGAUACUGGAUAACGCCUUCUUCAGUUUACUUCUUCCAUCAAUGGAAAAAGAAGCUCGAUUUAUGUUGACGGCAAAUGCGAAAAAUUGGCUCCGUAUGGAAUAUGGUAAACAGUUCUGGAACAAGAUUUCUGUUGCUCCUUGGAAGAAGAAGGAUGCUGAUACUCAUCUGGAUCAGGAAUCAGAGUUGAGAGUUAUGGCUUGCUGCUGGGGUCCUGGGAAGCCAGCAACCACAUUUGUAAUGUUAGACUCAUCAGGAGAAUUGGUUGAUGUUUUAUAUGCUGGUUAUGUCAGUUCUAGAUCUCAAGGUGCUGCUGAGCAGCAGCGAAAGAAGGAUGACCAGCAGCGAGUUUUGAAGUUUAUGACUGACCAUCAACCACAUCUUGUAUGUCUAGGAGCAUCAAACUUGAAUUGCAAACAACUCAAGGAUGAUAUUUAUGAGGUUAUUUUUAGAAUUAUAGAAGACCAUCCAAGAGAUGUGAACCAACAGAUGGACAAUUUCAGCAUUUUCUACUGUGAUGAAUUUGUUCCUCGCUUGUACGAGAACUCUUGGGUAUCUUCAGAUCAGCUGCCUGGCCAAUCAGGUAUUGUGAAGCGGGCUGUAGCGCUUGGUCGGUACUUGCAGAACCCAUUAGCGAUGGUUGCAACACUCUGUGGACCUGGAAAAGAGAUACUGUCAUGGAAACUACACCCGCUGGAACGAUUCCUUACUCCUGAUGAUAAGUAUGAAAUUAUCGAGCAAGCAAUGAUGGAUGCGACAAGUCAGAUAGGUUUCGAUGUUAAUCUUGCUGCUAGCCAUGAGUGGCAUUUCUCAACUUUGCAAUUCGUACCUGGUCUGGGGCCACGUAAAGCUUCGGCUUUGCAGAGAGAGUUGGUUAGACAAGGGUCCAUUCUUAGCCGCAAGGAGCUUGUAAAUCCUCUAGGCAGGAAAGUUUUCAUGAAUGCUUCUGGGUUUUUACGUGUCCGGCGAAGCGGUGCAAUUGCAGCUACUACUGAUGUCAUUGAUCUGCUUGAGGACACAAGAAUCCAUCCUGAAUCAUAUGCAUUGGCAAAGAAUUUGGCGAAGGAUGUCUAUGCCGAGGAUGCACCAUCGCGUGAAGCGAAUGAUGGGAUGGACAUGGACAACGAUGAUCAGCAAGAGAUGGCAAUUGAGCACGUAAGGGAAAGGCCACAGAUGCUAAAAGCUCUUGACAUUGACGAAUGGAUGAGAAGUAUUCCAGAAGAGUUCAACAAAAGGGAAACGUUGCUCGACAUAAAGAGGGAACUCCUGUGUGGUUUUUCUGAUUGGAGGACCCCCUAUGCUGAGCCAAUUCCAGACGAGGAAUUCUGGAUGCUCUGUGGUGAAACCGAGGACAGCAUAUCAGAUCAAAGGAUUGUUCAAGUGACCGUCCGUAAUAUACAAGAGAACAGAAUUAUUUGCACCUUUGAUUCUGGCUUAAAAGCCAUAGUUACGGAGGACAAUUAUCCUGAUGGUGCAGAAUCACUGCAGUUAAAGGAAGGUGAUGUAUUAACUGGCAAAAUUAAGAAUGUGAAUAAAAACAGGUUCCUGGUUUACUUAACAUGCAAGGCCAGUGACAUGAGGACAAAACCAUUCUCCCCAAGUAACCAAGAUCCGUACUAUCAUGAACAACCAGACAUGAUGACUUCGAAGAACGAGAAAGAUAAGGCUGACAAACAAAAACAAAUUGUGAAGAAAUAUUUCAAGCCCCGGAUGAUUGUUCAUCCCAACUUUCAGAACCUGACAGCUGAGGAAGCGAUGCAGUUGUUAUCAGAGAAAGAGCCUGGCGACAAGGUCAUUCGGCCCAGUUCCAGGGGGCCAUCGUUUCUAACACUCACCCUGAAAUUUUCUGAUGGCGUGUAUGCACACAAGGAGAUAAUUGAAAGUGGAAAGGAUCAGAAAGAUAUGACGAGUUUGCUUCGCCUUGGAAAGACACUAACCAUUGAUGGUGAAACUUUUGAAGAUCUUGAUGAGGUAAUAGACAGAUACGUGGAUCCUUUGGUAUACUACCUGAAAAGCAUGCUGUCUCACCGCAAAUUCAGGAAGGGGCUGAAAAGCGAGGUUGAUGAUAUGGCAAGAGCAGAGAAGGCAGAAAAUCCUAGGAGAAUAGUUUAUUGUUUUGGCAUGUCUCAUGAACAUCCAGGCACCUUUAUAUUAUCCUACAUUAGGAGUACAAAUCCACAUCACGAGUACCUUAGGUUAAACCCAAGGGGCUUCAGGUUUCGGAAGAGGGACUUCGACAGUAUUGAUCGCCUCGUGUCAUAUUUCCAGAAGCAUAUUGACAGGCCGCCGCCGGACGCUGGUCCAUCAGGGCGGAAUGUUGCUGCAAUGGUGCCUAUGAAGAAUUCAGCUUAGUUGGCUUAGAUAUUUGGACGCAACUAUAUAUUGGUACCUGUGUAUAAGGGGCUCGGUGCAAAGCAAACCACGGCUGUUUUUAACGGUAGAUAUAUGCAUUCGUAUAUAGUGUAUUGUUUCUUGAUGUCUCUUGCUUCCGUCAUCUCAAUGUUACUUUUGGCCGUCAA
This is a messenger RNA of Brachypodium distachyon (stiff brome), 4627 nucleotides long. RefSeq names its product transcription elongation factor SPT6-like. The record is from RefSeq and is a predicted model, not a curated record. Gene Ontology annotation, biological process: mRNA transcription by RNA polymerase II; transcription elongation by RNA polymerase II; positive regulation of transcription elongation by RNA polymerase II. The coding region runs from base 129 to 4460 and encodes 1443 amino acids. Gene Ontology annotation, cellular component: transcription elongation factor complex. Lineage: Eukaryota; Viridiplantae; Streptophyta; Magnoliopsida; Poales; Poaceae. Gene Ontology annotation, molecular function: histone binding; nucleosome binding. The transcript is spliced from 16 exons.